Messenger RNA from Saccoglossus kowalevskii, 1703 nucleotides. RefSeq names its product cytosolic carboxypeptidase 6-like. Gene Ontology annotation, molecular function: metallocarboxypeptidase activity; zinc ion binding. The record is from RefSeq and is a predicted model, not a curated record. Gene Ontology annotation, biological process: proteolysis. Lineage: Eukaryota; Metazoa; Hemichordata; Enteropneusta; Harrimaniidae.
AUGGCGGACAAGAAGAUCGACUCGGGAAGUGAUGAUGGUAGUGAUGAGGGCGUGGUUGGAAAUGUUAACAAGUUUGCUGUUGUACCCCCUGGUUUUUCAGGGCGACCAAAGAAAGGCCAUCUAAUAUUUGAUGCUUGUUUUGAGUGUGGUAAUCUUGGUCGAGUCGACUACAUUACUGAAUAUGAGUAUGAUUUAUUUAUAAGACCUGAUACCUGUAAUCCCAGAUUUCGUGUCUGGUUUAACUUCACAGUUGAGAAUGUUAAACAAGACCAGAGAAUUAUUUUUAAUAUUGUGAACUUCAGUAAAACCAAGAGUCUGUACAGAGAAGGAAUGUCUCCACUAGUGAAAUCAACAACACGUCCAAGAUGGCAGAGGAUACCGGCAAAAAAUGUCUACUACUACCGAUGUCCUGAUCAUCGCAAGAAUUAUGUACUUUCGUUUGCAUUUGCUUUUGACCGUGAAGAUGAUGUGUACCAGUUUUCUUAUUGUUUUCCAUACUCGUACACAAGACAGCAAACGUACCUUGAUACGUUGGAAAAACGUGAUACAGAUUACUUCACUAGAGAGCUUUUAUGUCUGAGUGUGCAACAACGACGUCUAGAUCUUCUUACCAUCACAUCACCAGAUAACUUGGAUCCUGAGAUUGUGAAAAGAGUUAUUUUCAUCACUGCUAGGGUCCAUCCUGGAGAAACUCCUGCUUCGUUCGUCUGUCAAGGUAUCAUUGAUUUCUUGGUCAGUAAUCAUCCGAUAGCUAAAGUUUUGAGAGACCACAUAGUGUUCAAGAUCAUACCAAUGUUGAAUCCAGAUGGUGUAUAUCUGGGAAAUUAUAGAUGUUCCUUGAUGGGUUUUGAUUUAAAUCGGCACUGGCAGGAGCCAUCACCUUGGGCACAUCCUACAUUACAUGCCACUAAACAAAUGCUUGUGGAAUUGGACUCUGAUCCGAAAAGUGAUUUAGAUUUUUAUAUUGAUGUGCAUGCCCACUCUACUCUUAUGAAUGGGUUCAUGUAUGGUAAUGUGUACGAUGACAUGGAACGCUAUGAAAGACAAGCUAUAUUCCCAAAACUACUUUGUGCAAAUGCUGAUGACUUUUCUAUGGGUAAUACAUCUUUUAAUCGUGAUGCAGUGAAAGCCGGAACAGCUCGUCGUUUCCUGGGUGGCAUACUUGAUGAGAGCUCUCAUUGUUAUACACUAGAAGUAUCUUUUUUUUGUUAUACAACAAGUACGACAAGUGCUCUACUGCCAUACACUGAAGAAGGCUAUAUGAAAUUAGGUCGCAAUUUAGCCAAAACGUUCUUGGAUUAUUACAAAUUGACAUCAUUAAUCACACCUAAGCCCACUGCAAGCAUUAAUAUGCAACAGGUCAAAGAUAAGAUCCAACAACGUCGUAGAGAGUGGGCUAAUUCACGACGUUCCUCCACUAACAUGCCCAGACGAUCAUCACGACCUCAUGCCAGUGAUUCUUCGGAAGGGGCAAGAGAAGAUCCCUAAAUCCAAAAAACACAGACAGUCACAAGAAAACUUUAGAGGAUCACAUCAGUCAAGCAUGUCAAUGGAUGGAAAUGGUCGUAACUACAGUUGGCAAAAAGGGAGCGAUAGUGAUUCUACAAUACACUUUAGGUUACAGCACCGAGAAAAGAGAUAAUAGUUGUCGAUAAUACUGCCAUGUACAAUCAACAGUUAACUGCUGCAGGUGAAAUAUCAAG